Molecule: messenger RNA, 636 nt
Organism: Miscanthus lutarioriparius
Lineage: Eukaryota; Viridiplantae; Streptophyta; Magnoliopsida; Poales; Poaceae
Source: the annotation of a GenBank genome assembly
AUGGCUCCGCGCAGCUCGGCGGCGACGUGCCUGUGGCUCGCUCUCGCCGCGGCCACCCUGGCGCUGGCCCAGGCACAGGGAGGAUCAGCGGCGGACCUGGAGAAGGUUACGGCCAAGACCUUCUUCGAUAUCCAGAUCGACGGCAAGCCUGCAGGCCGGAUCGUGCUAGGACUGUUUGGGGACACUGUUCCUAAAACAGCAGAGAAUUUCCGAGCACUUUGCACAGGGGAGAAAGGAAUGGCCAAGUCCGGCAAGCCUCUGUGGUACAAGGGAUCGACAUUCCACAGGAUCAUCCCAGGAUUCAUGAUCCAAGGAGGCGAUUUCACAAACGGCAACGGGACGGGGACUGAAUCCAUCUAUGGCAGCACGAUCUUCCCUGACGAGAACUUCAAGCUCAACCACAUUGAAGCCGGCACGCUGUCCAUGGCCAACUACGGGCCAGACUCCAACGGCUCCCAGUUCUUCAUCACCACUGUAGAAGAAAACAAGUUGCCGAAGAAGCUGGACGGGAAACAUGUUGUGUUUGGCAAGGUGGUGGAAGGGAUGGACGUCGUCCGCAAGAUCGAAGCUGAAGGCCAAACGACCGGCGUGCCCAAGGCCAAGGUCGUCAUAGUCAACAGCGGGCAGCUCACCUGA